Verruconis gallopava is the source of this 5452-nucleotide messenger RNA. RefSeq lists its product as uncharacterized. Lineage: Eukaryota; Fungi; Ascomycota; Dothideomycetes; Venturiales; Sympoventuriaceae. The transcript is spliced from 2 exons. Gene Ontology annotation, biological process: regulation of ARF protein signal transduction. Gene Ontology annotation, molecular function: guanyl-nucleotide exchange factor activity. Bases 243 to 5084 code for a protein of 1613 amino acids. The record is from RefSeq and is a predicted model, not a curated record.
CACCGUUGAAUGCUCUCGUCUGCUCUUCUAAUUCCUACCAUCUGGAAUCCCACGCCGCGUAUUCCUAAUUCUUAAUAGCGCACCCGACCAUUGCCUGGGAGACAUGAAAGCGGAUUCCACUUGCCACAUGUUGACUGUUUAAAACCACUGUCGCCGCUGCAACGGGCUGCCGCAAGUAGAGGCAACGGGGCCUUACUUCCACAAGACCAUACGUUACGUAUAUAAAAAUCCGGCUGAAGAACAUGGCUAUACGUCAGAACGUGGCGCCGAAUACAGCAGCGACGGCGGCCCCGGAAUCCUCUCCCCUCCCUCCAACGCUUACGCGACACGCACCCAUAACUAUCGCUGUCGACCCAGUCGCACUCGUUAUAACAGAAUGCAUCACCGUUACCUCUGCUAUGCGCAAGCACCCAUGGUGGGCCCAAUCCUCUGUUUCUGCCAUCCUCGGCGGGGGACCGAAUCAGGCUUUACCUCUGGACACCAACACACGCAGGGUCGUUGCUCCCGUGAUCCAGGACGAAGACGACGGAGGUUGGAGAUGGGGCAGCAGGAGCAAGAGGGGGAAAGAGGUCAAAGACAAUCCGCUCAUCGCUGCAUUCACAAAGCUACGAAGCGACUUGAGGGCAUGUAAGGAUAUAAAGAGCUUUGACACGCCCAGCCUGCUACACCCUUUCUUGCAGGUAAUCCGCAGCAGCUCGACGAGUGCUAGCAUCACAUCGCUGGCACUGAUAGCGGUCACCAAAUUCCUAUCGUACGGCGUUAUUGGAGGAGAUUCACCAAGGCUGUCUCCCGCAAUGCAGCUGCUCGCCGCAGCUAUAACGCACUGCCGGUUCCCACCGAGUCAGCAAAAUGCCGCGGACGAAGUGGUAUUUAUGCGAAUACUCAAGCUGAUGGAAGCUCUGAUCUCAGGGCCUGUGGGUGACAUUCUUAGCGACGAGAGUGUGUGCAGUAUUAUGGAGGCAGGCUUGAACAUGUGUUGUGACCCUAUGCGGACGCAACUGCUACAGCGUAGCGUGGAAAUUAUGAUGGUCAGCAUGUGUCAAGUCAUUUUUCAGAGGCUAAAGUACUUGGAGUGGGAGGCUGGGGAUGAGCCCGGCGCUUUGGAUGAUCAAACCAGAGCUACCAUGGACAGCGUGAAGAUGGAACCUGCAUCUUCCAGUGUGUCAGCUAAUACCAAUGGUAGCCAAACCACACUCGUUGCAGAUGGUGUCGAGACCAAUGGCAGUGCGAAACCAUCUCUAGACGGGCCGGAACGUGAAAAGGCGCCGUUGCUGGGCACGGAGAAAGCUCCCCAAGAUCCAUCUAGCAGUACACUUGACUUGACUGCCGGUGUGGCAGAAUCGGGUGAAGAUGAUGGACAUAUCAAACCCUAUUCCUUGCCUUCGAUCAAAGAGCUCUUCAGGAGUUUAGUGGAUUUGUUGGAUCCUAAUGCGAAGGAAUAUACGGAUACACAUCGUGUCAUGGCACUCCGCAUGGUAAACGUUGCUCUUGAAGUUGCAGGACCGUCUAUUGCAAGCCAUCCGAGCUUAGCGUUCCUAGCCAAGGACACUUUGUGCAGGCACCUGUUCCAACUAGUGCGGUCUGAAAAUAUGGCGGUACUUAGUGAAUCAUUGCGAGUUGCUGUCACACUUAUCGCAACAUGUCGGUCGGUUCUCAAGCUGCAGCAGGAGCUCUAUCUGGACUAUCUAGUUUCGUGCUUGUAUCCACGAGCAGAGAUACCUCAUGAUCCCAACAUUGACCCCAGACUCUACGAAGGUGUUCCUUUAGCACCAAGCUCCAUCAAACCUAUCCCAUCACUGCAACAAAAUAGCAGUGGACGCUCUACUCCUGUACCCGUCAAGGACAGGGCACGGCUUGGUCUCGAAGGCGGGGCGCGCAAACCAGAUGCGAAAGAAGCCAUGGUGGAGAGUAUCGGUGCUCUGGUUAGGUUACCUGGUUUCAUGACUGAAUUGUUCGUCAACUAUGACUGCGAAAUUGACAGGCAUGACUUGUGCGCAGACAUGGUGGGCUUGCUGUCACGAAAUGCAUUCCCAGAUGCUCAUGUCUGGAGCACAACCAACGUGCCGCCAUUGUGCCUAGAUGCUCUAUUAGGCUUUGUCCAGACGAUAGAUGAUCGACUGGAUGAUCCGCCAGUCACGGAAGGCCUCCCGUCCUUGGAGAAACUACGGCAACAACGAGACUUGAAGAAAAUCAUCAUUCGUGGGACGAACAAGUUCAACGAGAAUCCAAAAGCAGGCAUUGCAUUCCUCGGAAAGGAAGGAGUCAUUGAGAAUGUCGAUGACCCUACGCAUAUCGCUCGCUUCGUCCGAAGCACCGCACUUGUUGACAAGAAGACUCUAGGCGAAUUCUUGACGAAACGAGAGAACGAGCGAAUUCUUGUCGCCUUCAUUGACCUCUUUGAUUUCAGCGGCAAAACAGUGGAAGAGAGCUUGCGCGAAAUGCUGUACACUUUCCGCCUGCCAGGCGAGUCGCAGUUAAUCGAGCGCAUUAUCACGGUAUUCAGCAAGAAAUAUAUCGAAGAUGGAAAUCACGAUAACAUCGCAAAUGCUGACUGCGUCCUUGUACUUUGCUACGCAAUAAUCAUGCUGAACACGGAUCAGCACAACCCUACACUAAGCAAACAGAAACGAAUGGCACCCGAAGAUUUCAUGCGCAACCUGCGAGGCACAAACGGAACUGAUGAGGAAGGCAAACCAAAAGAUUUCGACCCAGAAUACCUGCUGAAUAUAUUCACAAGUAUUAAGACGAAUGAAAUCAUUUUGCCAGAAGAGCACAACAACAAGAACGCAUACGACCAUGCCUGGAAGGAGUUGUUAGUCAAGAUUCAGUCAGCAAGUGAUUUGACAGUGUGUAACACGAAUAUUUUCGACGCGGAUAUGUUCGCCGCGACAUGGCGACCUAUCGUUGCUACCCUGUCCUACGUAUUCAAGUCUGCGAGCGAGGACGCGGUUUUUUCGCGAGUGUUCAUUGGAUUUGCACAAUGUGCACACAUAGCAUCUCGACACGGGAUCACCGCUUGUCUAGACCAGAUUGUGUUCUCUCUAAGCAGCAUCAGCACUCUGGCGCCGAAUCUCCUGCCCAGUACUAGCCUGAACACAGAGGUUCCGACUGAGGACGAUAAGCGUAUCAUGGUCAGCGAGACGGCGGUACGUUUUGGACGUGACGACAGAGCUCAACAGGCCGCAGUCAUGUUGUUCCGCGCACUUGAAGGCAAUGAAGACUUCCUUCGAGAUGGAUGGGAGCACAUCGUCAAAAUUAUGCUCAAUCUCUUUGUCAACUCACUGAUUCCUGCUCAUUUCAAAGCAAUCUCCACAAAUGAGUUUGAUCUCCCACCUAUUCCGCUGCAUCCACCCGCGGCAGUAGUUGAUCGUGAGCAGAGACAAGCUGAAGGUGGUUUGCUUUCUGCGCUUUCCAGUUACGUGUCAAGCUUCGCGAAUGACGAGCCCCCAGAGCCAAGUGAGCAGGAGAUUGAAAACACGCUCAGUGCGGUGGACUGCAUAUCGGAAUGCCAUUUUGAAGACUUGAUACGACGGAUCGGAACAUUAUCCGUGGAGAGUCUGAGGUCACUUGUUGACACGUUGCUUAGCCAGAUUCCAGAGGACAGCAGCCCAAGGGUCAUUGUUGUCAAGAGCGAGAAUGUACCUCCACUAUCUCCACGACCGGUAAACAAACGAAAGGCGAACGCCCCGACCUACGAUCCAACGCUGGUUUGGGUUCUUGAGCUAAGUACAUUGCUGGCCGUACGGGACGCCGCAACAGCUGCAGAAUUGGGCAAGGAUGUGGCAGUCGCACUACAGACAGUUCUAAGAAACGUUGCAGACCUGCACUAUGUGACUGUCAGUAGGCUAGUAUACUACCUCCUCCAACUCUUGCGUGUGAGCGACGAGCAUGAUUUCUUGAGAGCGCCUGUCUUACUUCACGCAUUUGCUGCAUUUGAUGACGAGCUGCUACAGCAUUGCGCAGAACCACUCAUCAAGGGAAUCUCAGAGUGUAUGCACGCAUCUGCGUCACUGCGCAGCGAGAUGGCCACAUCUCCUGACUUUUGGGAUAUUCUGCAUAAACUACAUGCCAUUUCCACAGUUGCGCCGCAUGUUUUCACCGUUCUGGAAGAAAUGGGUAACGCAGGACAAAGUGUCAUCACAGCGGACAAUUAUGAAAAGACGAUCGCAUUGCUUGAUGACUUUGCCACUGCAGCAUCUGUGGGUGCAGUCGAUGAACGGAGACGAGAUGAGGCGCUGAAGCAAAGAGGCAAAGGUUCCAAGAUGCCCAAGCCAAAGCACAGAGACGAGGUUGCACGAGGUUAUCAAGCACUAAGUCUGGUUCACUCAAUGACUGCGCGCGUCCCAUCUUUCAUCCAACAGUCACAUCUAGAACCUGGAGAGGCUUGGACCGCAUACUGGAGCCCUAUUUUCCGUGCCCUUACGAAACAAUGUCUCAACCCCUGUCGAGAGAUGAGACAUCGUGCUUUUGCAAUGCUUCAGCAAACUCUCCUUCACGCCUCACUAGUUCCAGAGGUCGGAGACAGAGACAGGGAGUGGAAAGCUAUUUUUGACGAGAUCCUUUUCCCACUCAUUGGGCAAUUACUUAAACCUGAGGUCGUCGCAACGGAUUUACAGGGCAUGGCUGAGACGAGGAUUCAGGCUGCUCAAAUCUUGUGCAAGGUCUUCUUAUAUUAUAUCGGGGCACUGAGUGAAUGGCCAGGUUUGGUAAAGUUGUGGGCAAAGAUUCUCCAGGUAAUGGAGCGGUUAAUCAAGAGUGGACAAGGUGACACCUUGGAAGAAGCUAUUGCCGAGAACACGAAGAACAUUCUACUUGUGCUCUCGAGCCAGGGCAUCCUUGUCCCGCCAGCAGAAAACAGAGAGCGUGAAGCCCUGUGGAAUGAGACAUGGAAGAGACUUGAUAGAUUUCUUCCGGAUCUUUUUUCUGAAGUAUUCCCCGAGGAGUUGAAAAAGCCGCGAUCUGCGGCGGUGAAGACAUCAUCUGAAUCGUCUGUGUCACAACAGAAUCCAACGCAGACUCGCACGUCUCUGGAAAAGGGGGACGACAAGGAAGUUGAAGGCAGUGAGAAGAAAAAUGAAUCGUGAUGACAAGAGGCUGCUUAUGCGGCUCUUCAUUCUUAUUUAGGUCACAGAAGUCGAAAAGAUAGACGCACCUGUUCGGGCGCAUUUUCUUGCGUUGGCGGCGUGAUCAGCAGUACCGAAUACAGAAAAGAUGGUAGGGAGGAAGAAAGCAGGGAAGAUGCAUCUGUAGUAUACCACCACACAGUCCUAGAUUGGUGUCUCGUCGCUUGGAAAGACUUGCGCUUGGAUCCUUGAGAACAUUCUUCCGUCAACAUGAAAUGCAUCGCUGGCGAACUGCGCGGAAAAAGACCGUGCUGAACAUCGUUAGACAUGGAUCCUGUCUUUUUGCAGUCAUUCUUUAUCCUUCUUAUACUAUGGAAUCCCGUCUAUGG